Molecule: messenger RNA, 3225 nt
Organism: Cadophora gregata
Lineage: Eukaryota; Fungi; Ascomycota; Leotiomycetes; Helotiales; Ploettnerulaceae
Exons: 3
Coding region: 1-3225 (1074 amino acids)
Source: RefSeq, a predicted model, not a curated record
AUGACUACCGAGACAUCGCCGCAACAAAAGCGCACAUCACCCAGGACAGUCCGAAAAGAGCGAUUACUACCCGCAUUGGAGCAAGAUCUAUCUGACUACACUCCCCAACGUCACUUUAAGAAGUUGCCAGGACGGGUAUUUCAGCGACAGGUUGUGAAGUCGAGCAGAGUGGAAUCAUGGCGAAAUGAGGUUUCAAAAAAGGACAACUUCACACCGCAAGAUGAAGUGGCGAGGAAUAUCGAGACUGCUGAUGAACCAUGUGCUGAGUGUCUAGCUUCAGAAGCUGUGGUCUUGAGAAAUGGUGGGAUGAGAGAGACUGUAACGGGACUUCCAGUUCGGAACGCUGCUGUUGAGACCAGCAAUACCACACCAGUUGCUGCCAAGCCCAAGAUCAAAGCUGCCGAAAAGACACCACGACAACCUCUCAGUGUGAUCUUCCGAAAUGGUCACAGAGGCGUACCCAGACGUUCACUCCCUGUCUCUCAAAUUCGUGAUGUGGCGAGCACUGCUGCUCAGUGGCGGGUCAGACCUACCCAGGAGUUAGAUGAUCCUGUUCCACCACCUCCAGCUCCUGUCUUCCCUAAGCCAAAGCCAAAGACUCAAGCUGUGAAGACUUACAAGACGAAGUUCAGGUCCACACUACCGAAGCAGUCCCAAGAGAGUAAUGUCAUUGACCAUGACGCGGAAGAGGAUGGACAUGUUGUGUUUCCUGAGAGCAAACCUACAAAGAUUGGAUGUGAUCUGGAGCCUGCCACGAGUAGCUUUCAAUAUCCUGAGGACAGUUCGCCACUUGUGGUAUCUCAGGAAAGUAGAUCUCUGGAGGAAUACCUACGUGGUGGACAGCGAGCUACUCAAGAUCUCGGCAAAUGUCACUCCAAUGAACCACAUGAAGCUGAAGGAUCACACUCUGAUGAGCAGCUUAUUGAUGAGCUUCGCCAAGAGCAGGAUGAGAAUGAACCCGAGGAGCAAGAGAACGACAAUGAAGAGAUGCAGAAUCUGACGCUGAAAGAGGAAGCACUCAGCGACAUGGAAAUUCUGCUACUAGAAAUGGUUGAUGGCUGUGAUAACAGCUAUUCACCGUCAACCUCUUCAAGCCCUAAAAGACCAAGAAGCGAGGGUAGUUCUGAGGAGGGCGGAGGCAGCCAAGAGAAUGAAGGAAACGGAAACGGGCUUGAGGAUGCCGACCAACAGAAACUUCAUGUCAAAAGGAGACGAACCGAGCGUCGGGUACCAAGUGCUGAGGUUCGAAAAGCCGCUCUUCGGGAUUUGAGUGAUAGGAGAGUAUCAAAAGCUUCACGACAGACUAGAGACAUUGGCCCCGACGUCACAACAAGGCCAAAGAAGAGUAAGAAGUCUAGUCAGUCCAAGAAGCGAACCAAAGAACCUCGCCGACUUCCAGACCGUGGUGAGUUGAUGACGGCACCAGAGAGACUGGAAGAACUGGAAGUGGAAUCUGCGCCUACUCCGCCACUAGAGCUAUCGCAAGAUCCAAUCUCCCAGACAUCUGAUGGCGGAGACGAUGAUGAUGUAAGACGACACCGUCGUGGUCCUUUGACUACCAUCAGGAUACCCAGAGGCUUUGGAGAGGUGGACAUAUCGUUGUAUCGCAUGCCAGAACGCCCCAAUGCUCAAAGUCGAUUCGCUCAGAUUACUACAUACUCUGAUGGAUUCAGUGGGAAAGAAAGAGAGCCGAUUGGUCGAUUGAUGCCAGUAAAACAGCAAAGUCGACGAAAGGAAAGCUAUAAUCAUAGAACGAUCAGAUAUGGAGAGCUUCAACUUGUCCAGGAGAGGCCUCCAGAAGACCCAUCAGAAGAUCCGCCAGAAGGUCCACGCCGUCGGAAGAAGAAGCAGAGAUUGAGGAAAAAGGUUCCAAGAUCUAUCCCUCACCAGCCAGAGGAUGAUCAGAUGCUUAUGGUUGACGAAGAGGAUUCCGCACAAGGCGCGAUAAUUGCUCAGAAUAAGCAAUCGACGGAGGCUGUGGCACAACCUUACACACCCGUAAUUGCGAAUCAAAGUCUGAUGUCCAUUACACCUGCAGGUAAUACAUCCCCACCGAAGCGAAAAUCACAAAGCAUGCGUCUUGACCCUAAAGCCAAUAAUCAACUGGAAUCGAGAGCCAUGACCCAAAGAUCUGUUGCUGAAAAGCCAGAGGAACAUCUUAAACUGCCACCGAGUACUGUUCCUCUGCUUACCAAGCCUAAAACUGAGAGGCGAAGGCGGAAUGAUCAAAUCGCCUCACAAGAAAUUAGUCUAGUUACCAUGAAACGAACUAACAAGCAUGGUAGGAGAGAGGCAGAGCCAGAGCUUUGUGACCAAGUUACGGCUGGCCAUGGUGAUGACGACCCAGACACGAGAAGUGAAGACGCAUCGCGGGAGGUUGAGGCGAACAAUACACCUUCUGAGAACGAGGAUGGAAAUGGGCUGGAUAACGUGUCCCAGCAAUCGAAUCCACAGUCAGAACCUGAGAAUUCACUGGAGCGAGACUAUGCGGAUGACACGGAGGAGAAAUCAAAUGAUUUCACCAGUGUUCCUAGCGACAUUGUGGUAGAUGAGGAUGAUCAGGAAGGAUCAGCUCGACCACCUUCGAGCACACAUUACCAGCUAUGUGGCAACGCAAUAGUCCAAGUACACCGGCAGGAGAUUGACAUUUUAGUAGCAGAAUUGAACGAGCAGACGAAGUCUGAGAAGGCGAGGAUCCGAGAGAAGCUUCAAGCUCCUCCCACAAGCCAGCAAGCGAAAGGCAAAUAUCAGUAUGAGACUCAAGGACAGGAGCCUCGACCAAGCCAGCAAUUGCCAAUACUCGCGAGUAUUGCCUCAGAAGCUUUGAAAUUAGAGCAUCUGUCCAGUCAACUCUCACAGCAUUCAGCCAACGAUCUCGAUGGCUCUUGGCGACCUCGCAUUCCUGAGACGAGCGGGUCCGAGAUGCAAGCUGACGAGGAGAUCUUUGAUAGUCCGACGCCGCCACAUGAGCGUGAAAGAGCUGCCUCGUCUCGUCGUCAAUCACUCAGGAGACGACCAAGUAUCAGAAGCCAGUCCUUGUAUGUAGUCGACCAAUUGCCAGAAAGUGGGUCUUCACAAAUAAUGCCCGCAAUCACGCACGAUAGCCAAGGAGGAUCUAUCAUCCUUGGGGAUACCCAAAACUUUCGUCGUUCCUAUCCAGCGGAUAUCCCAGAGACACAAUUUGAGGAGGACGAAGAAAGAAACGCAGGUCUUCAUGGUCCUUGA